GCCGAGGAGCGGGGGCAAAGCACAGGAUUUCCGAGCACCCUUUGCCCCGGGCCCCCCCCCAUCCCUCCAGCUGUCACCGGGAGGAGCAAUGGUGCUGGAGUCGGUCCCUAGUCCCCCCCUCCAGGGCUAGUGCCAGGCGUGGGGACACGCUUGGGUUGUCCUUCCUCGCCGUUUCACUUCCUUGUCCCCAUCUUCUCCCCCCCGGUGCAUAAAACCCGUCUCAGCGAGUCUGCAAGGCCAGAGCCGCCGGGACGUCCGUGGGGACGCCACCGCGGGGUGGGGACAAGGGUGGAGACCUGGCCGGCCCGGCAUCCAGCCUCGCGGGCCCGGCCACCGGCAUGGGGACGGCACCCGAGCCCGCCGGGCACUACCAGUACCGCGUGCUGGUGCUGGGCGACGCGGCGGUGGGCAAGUCGUCGCUGCUGCGCUGCUACGCCGAGGGCCCGGGGGCGGCGGGGGCCCCCGCGCCUUGCCCCACCGUCGGCGUGGAGUUUUACAGCCGCACGGUGCGGCUGCCGCCGGCCGGCCGGGCCAAGCUGCAGCUGUGGGACACGGCGGGCCAGGAGCGCUUCAGGUCCAUCACCAGGUCCUUCUACCGGAGCGCCGCCGGGGCGCUGCUGGUCUUCGACGUCACCAACCGGGCGUCCUUCGAGCACGUCACCGAGUGGUACCAGGAGGCGGCGGGCGGCGGGGCCACCGGCGAGGCGGCCUUCGUCCUGGUGGGCCACAAGUGCGACCUGGCGGGCGAGCGGGCCGUGUCGGCCGAGGAGGCCGGGCGCCUCGCCGCCUCGCUGGGCAUGGCCUUCGUGGAGACCUCCGCCGCCAGCAACCUCAACGUGGAGCUGGCCUUCGAGACGGUGGCGGGCCGCAUCCACGAGGCCCUGCGGCGCGGGGCGCUGGCUCCGCACGAGGCCCGCGACGGCGUCAAGCUCCUGCCCAGCAAGCGCCGCGGCCAGGCGCCGGCACGCGGGGAGCCCCGGGAGCGCUGCCAGUGCUGACGGCGCCGGCACGGCCGGGCUGGGACCCGCCGGCAGCUGGGACGCCGAUGGCGGUGACAACGCUGAGGUGCCACGCUGGUGCCGACGGGCAAAGACGGGGAUUUAUUUCACCCUCCCUGGCUUUUCUCUGCUCCCCAGCCCCCUUCGCACCUCCUCAGCCAGCGCAGCUCCCUCGGGGGGGGGGCACCUUAAUUUGGGGGCUAUGGAAAAAAUAUGCCACCAUGGUUGUAUUUUGAAUAAACCAGAUGCUUUUCUGCACCGAAUAAA
Molecule: messenger RNA, 1265 nt
Organism: Dromaius novaehollandiae (emu)
Lineage: Eukaryota; Metazoa; Chordata; Aves; Casuariiformes; Dromaiidae
Gene: RAB42
Product: RAB42, member RAS oncogene family
Exons: 2
Coding region: 339-998 (219 amino acids)
Biological process (GO): vesicle-mediated transport
Cellular component (GO): Golgi apparatus
Molecular function (GO): GTP binding; GTPase activity
Source: RefSeq, a predicted model, not a curated record